AUGAAUGAGCUUGAACGAUGCCUACCAAAGCGGUGGACCGAGAAAGAGGACCAGACUCUGUACGAGGAGGCACGGUGUCAAAUGAGCACAGGCGAGAUCAAGGACGGGAAUCGAAUUGGCGCCAAACUGCCUGGCCGGAUCAACGAAGACUGCCGGAAACGGUGGAUCAACAAGGUGUGUGGAUUGCUGAAGAAAGGCGCCUGGGAGCCCGACGAGGACCAACGUCUCCACGAUGCGAUUUGCAUUCAUGGCCAGAAGUAUAUGGCUGAGCGUGUUACUAAGUAA
Aspergillus homomorphus CBS 101889 is the source of this 285-nucleotide messenger RNA. RefSeq lists its product as uncharacterized. Gene Ontology annotation, cellular component: nucleus. Lineage: Eukaryota; Fungi; Ascomycota; Eurotiomycetes; Eurotiales; Aspergillaceae. Gene Ontology annotation, molecular function: RNA polymerase II cis-regulatory region sequence-specific DNA binding; DNA-binding transcription factor activity, RNA polymerase II-specific. The coding region runs from base 1 to 285 and encodes 94 amino acids. The record is from RefSeq and is a predicted model, not a curated record. Gene Ontology annotation, biological process: regulation of DNA-templated transcription. The transcript has 2 exons.